Messenger RNA from Trichoderma citrinoviride, 2853 nucleotides. RefSeq names its product subtilisin-like protein. Gene Ontology annotation, molecular function: serine-type endopeptidase activity; tripeptidyl-peptidase activity. The coding region runs from base 1 to 2853 and encodes 950 amino acids. The record is from RefSeq and is a predicted model, not a curated record. Gene Ontology annotation, biological process: proteolysis. Gene Ontology annotation, cellular component: cytosol; membrane; cell wall. The transcript has 2 exons. Lineage: Eukaryota; Fungi; Ascomycota; Sordariomycetes; Hypocreales; Hypocreaceae.
AUGAAGUUCAGUCCGACCCUGGGCCUGCUGGCCCUCGUGGGCGGAGUAUCUUCCCUCAACGUCACGACGAGCGUGGACCAGCUGCGGUCGAAACAGAACACGACCGUGGUCCCCAACACGUUCAUCGUCGAGCUGCAGCCGGACUUCCACCCGGGGCUUCAGCCCAAGGACCGGUUCGCAAAGACCAAGCCGGGAGCCAAGCCCAACUACCGUGUGCGCCAUCAGUAUAACGCUACCGACAUCUUCAACGGCGUGUCGGUUUCGUUCGAUUCGCCCGUCAACCUCACGACGCUGAGGAAUACUGCCGGCGUCAAGAACGCCUGGAGCGUCGCCCUUGUGCCGCGGCCGGAGCUGCGGGGCCUACGGGGAUCCCCGGGCUCCAACAAGAAUGAGACGAAGCUGCCGGAUUGGCGAGGCAGCGCAGAUGUCAACCGCCCGCUGGAAAUGGGCAACGUGAAGAAGCUUCACGACAAGGGCAUCAAGGGCAAGGGUGUGCAGGUGGCCCUCAUCGACACCGGCGUCGACUACACCCAUCCCGCGCUGGGAGGCGGCUUUGGGCCAGGCCACAAGGUUGCCUUGGGCUACGACUUCGUGGGGGAUGCGUACGACGGCUCGAACGAUCCCGUCCCGGAUGACGAUCCCCUGGCAACAUGUGCAGGCGGUGGACACGGCAGUCACACGUCAGGCAUCGUGGCCAUGCAAGAUCCCAAGGAUGAGGGCUUCGGCCUCGUCGGCGUAGCUCCUGAAGCCACACUUGCCGCCUACCGCGUCUUUGGCUGUGAGGGAAGCGUCACCAACGACAUUCUGAUUGCGGCCAUGAUCCGGGCGGCGCAGGAUGGCGCCGACAUUGUGUCCAUGUCCCUUGGACUCUUUGACGAGUGGGAGGAGACCAACCCCUUUGAGGAUCUUGUGGCCAAUCUGGCCAGCCAGGGCGUGGCAGUUGUCGCCUCCAUAGGCAACUUUGGAACUGCUGGGCCGUACUCGACGUCAACGCCCGCCAUCUCGCUCAGUGCCAUGUCGGUGGGCUCUAUUGAGAACGAACUCUACCCAACCGCCUACACGGCUCACGACGACCAACACCAGGCCAUCUCCUACAUCGACAUAUUCCCCGCCAACGACCUGGGCCGCGUUGAGGUAAUCCAGCUGGGAUACGGCCUGAACACCACCAUCACUCCCAACAUCACGAGCGGAUGCUACGAGGAACCCUGGGACGCCCUUUCCAGCGCGCAAAUAGACUGGAACACGACCAUUCUGCAGGUCUCGUUGGAGACAUGGUGCGGCACCAACUGGAGUCCCUCCAUCGACCUGGGCGUCAAGGCGCUCCUGGUCACCAUGUCCGAGCCCCAAGAACUCAUCGUCGACGAGCCAGGGAGCAGCCCCAAGGCCUUGUACUUGGACCCUGAGAACUCGAAGCUGUUCCUGAGCCGCUUCGCGAAGCAGCCCGCCGACAAGAAGUACGCACUGACGUUUGACGGCACCAGGGCCGUCGAUGUCGCGAACUUCUUUGGCGGCGCCCCUGACGACUACUCCAGCUUCGGCCCGACGAUUGAGAUGACGCUGGAGCCCAAGAUCUCGGCGCCGGGCGGAACCAUCCUGUCGACGUAUCCCGUGGACGCGGGCGCCUAUGCGGUGCUGUCGGGAACCUCCAUGUCUGCCCCGUUCAUCUCUGGCAGCCUGGCGCUGGUCAAGUCGCAGAACCCGCACCUGACCGUGCCGCAGCUCUUUGCGCGGCUCAUGACGACGGCCAAGCAGGUCAACGAGCUCAACUCCACGCUGGUCGCGUCUACGAUUCGUCAGGGCGCGGGCAUAGUUGACGCCUACGCGGCCGUCACGGCGGACACGGUCAUCAGCCCGGCCGAGCUCAACCUGCGCGACUCGGCCGCGCCGCCGCCGCAGAAGAUCACCAUCUCGAACCAGUCGCGCUCCCCCAAGCGCUACUCGCUCCAGCACGUCCCGGGGAGCUUCUACCGCCUCUCCAACAACUACCUGUCCGGUAUUGAGGACAACUACUCCUCGGCGAACCUCCCCCUGACAUUGGAUAUACCCGCUUCCGCCUCGUUCUCGCAGUCGUCGGUGACUGUUGGGCCGGGCCAGUCUGCCACGUUCGAGGUUACGAUCAAGCCGCAGCCGGAUCAGUACCCGUUUGCGGACCCCGUGUACGGUGGCUUCAUCAAGAUCACGGCCGACGGCGACGAGUACUCGGUGCCGUACGUUGGCGUGCCAUACAACCGCACCGAGGUCGGCCCCAUCGUCCACAACGUGACGACCGUGAAGCCGUACGACUCCCCCGGGCUUCUCAAGUCACAGGCCACCAAUCUGUUCCUGGCCGAUACCUUGACGCCGACGCCCAACCUCGAGACGUACAACUGGUCGACGAACCUGAACGAGUCGUGGAUCCCCAUCUUCCGCAUCGACUCGAUCAUGACCCGCUUCCUGCGGCUCGACCUGGUGCCCGCCAACGUGUCCUUCGUGCCGUCCAUGUACGGCUUCGACCCGGACGUCAAGAUCGACUACAAGUUCCCCAACCAGACCGUCCUGCCGGACUACCUCGGUGCGCCCACGUACGGCUUCGUCUUGGCCAUGUCCCUCGAUACCCCGCCCGAGGGAAGCCCCAUCGUCCAGUCAGCCGACAUCGGUCACUUCUUCGCCCAGGCCUUCUUGGAUCCCUCCCUGACAAACGACGCAGGGGAGACGUAUAGGAUCGCGGCGGGUGACUACCGGGUGCUGUUCCGCGCACUGAGGUGGCAGGGCAACGAGACGAAUCCCGACGACUACGAGUCUUGGCUGGGACCGGUUAUGCGGUUCGACAUUCCGAGCGAUCUCCCGCCCGACUUUCCCAAUAGCUCUGAGUAG